UUUCUUCCUCUCUCUCGCACUGUUUCUUCUGCUUCACAUACUACUCUUUCCUCUUCCUGCAUUAUCGUUCUCUGUUUUUUUUUUGGAUAAAUGGAUGCUCCAGGCUCAUCGAAACGUCAAGACUAUCAAUAUCAACACCAUUCAUCAUCGUCCAAUGAAGGAGAUCUUCCACAACCUAUCUUACCCUGGGUAUUAUCAUCAGGUAGCGGUAACGGUGGGAAUGUUGAUCGACACUCGGCAGUAAGCACGCUGUCCCGCAGCUCGGUGGAUACAACUGCAGCCGGGAGUGUCCACUUGGUGAAGCGUAACAUUCAAGAUCCUACAGUAAAACGAAAAAUGCGAUGGUCUUCAUUCAAGUGGUGGAUCCUGAUGACCAAUUCAUUGUUUGAGAUCUCUAAUACUUAUAAAAAGAAAAGCUACUAACUUAUAACAUAUAAUAUAGCUAUUCUGUUACGGAUUGGGCAUUUUACUCUUGGCAUUGCUUACAUUUUUCAAAU
Zychaea mexicana is the source of this 497-nucleotide messenger RNA. RefSeq lists its product as uncharacterized. The record is from RefSeq and is a predicted model, not a curated record. Lineage: Eukaryota; Fungi; Mucoromycota; Mucoromycetes; Mucorales; Lichtheimiaceae. The coding region runs from base 91 to 423 and encodes 110 amino acids. The transcript has 2 exons.